AUGAUAGAGAAAAAUCGUGAUGAAGUUGGAAUCCGGAUAAUAGGUGUAAUCUCGACCGGAACCAAAGUGAUCAGUUUCAUUGGUCACUACCAAAUGAUGAGAAUCGUCCAAAGAAACAUGAGAAAUGCGAAGCAUGCAUAUCGACUUGGAUGGACACUUCUUAUCAUGAAAAUCGUAUGUGUUAUUCUGGAGUAUAGCAUUCUCGCAGCAUUCUUGAUCUUUAUGAAAGUUUCGGACUUGGUUAUUAUCGGAUGGACAAUCGGAUUGACUUUAUAUCACACAGUUCUCUCUAUCGUUCUUCACGUUGUAAUCGAGUAUGCAUUUGAACCACUGAAGGCCUAUAUCGUGGAGUUGGAUUCCAAAUUCUUGCCACUCCAACCUGUCAAUAGUCAUAGAGCACCACCCGGUCAACCAGAAGCAGCCACCGUUUCCGGAGAAGAUGCAUAA
Molecule: messenger RNA, 447 nt
Organism: Caenorhabditis remanei
Lineage: Eukaryota; Metazoa; Nematoda; Chromadorea; Rhabditida; Rhabditidae
Exons: 2
Coding region: 1-447 (148 amino acids)
Source: RefSeq, a predicted model, not a curated record